AUGCAUUCCCCACUCCGCAUCGCCGUGUUAGAAUGCGACACCCCGCUUGAAAAUAUCAACCGCCGCUAUAAUGGAUAUGGCGGGGUAUUCCGCGUGCUCCUCAAAGCUAGCGCGAAUGCCUUGGACCAGCCUGAGAAACUCGAUCCAGAAACGGGUCUGGAAAUAACGGCUUGGGAUAUAGUCAAUGAUGACAAAUACCCGAAGCUGGAAGAUGUAGAUGCCGUGCUUCUAACAGGAUCAAGACACAACUCCUUCGAAGACAUCCCCUGGAUCAACCGCCUCGUCGAAUUCACUCAACAAGUACUCGCACAGGAUCGGGUCCGCCUACUCGGAAUCUGCUUCGGACACCAAAUCGUUGGCCGUGCAUUAAACACCAAGGUCGGACGAAGCGACCAAGGUUGGGAGAUUGCCGUUUGUGAUGUGGAUUUGACCGAUAAGGGAAAGGAGUUGUUUGGUCGGGAUAAGAUCCGCAUCCAGCAAAUGCACCAGGAUAUUGUCUUUAAUUACCCCCCGAACGUGGUUCCUCUCGGCUCAUCCCCGCGCUGUGCUGUGCAGGGUAUGUAUGCGCCGCGCCGCUUUAUCACCCUACAGGGCCAUCCUGAAUUCACCGGGGACAUUAUCACGGAGAUUAUCCAGAGUCGGGCCGACAGUGGUGUUUUCAAGGGGGACCAAGCUCAGGAUGCUUUGAGCAGAGCUAAUAAUGAACAUGAUGGUGUCGCCAUUGGGAUGGCGUUCCUGAAGUUCCUACUGGAGGAUUGA
This is a messenger RNA of Penicillium expansum, 759 nucleotides long. Its product is annotated as type 1 glutamine amidotransferase. NCBI's taxonomy places the organism in Eukaryota, Fungi, Ascomycota, Eurotiomycetes, Eurotiales, Aspergillaceae. The transcript has 3 exons. The record is from RefSeq and is a predicted model, not a curated record. Gene Ontology annotation, cellular component: cytosol; nucleus. Bases 1 to 759 code for a protein of 252 amino acids.